UCGCGCCGCCGCAGCAGCCGCCUCCACUCCCCCACCCCCAGAGAACCCUAAUCCACACCCUCUCAAGCCAGCCAUGGCGGAGCGCGGCGGCGAGCGUGGCGGCGAGCGCGGCGGGUUCGGCCGCGGCUUCGGGCGCGGCGGUCGCGGCGACCGCGGAGGGCGCCGUGGCGGGCGCCGCGGCCCGCGCCAGGAGGAGGAGAAGUGGGUGCCCGUCACCAAGCUCGGCCGCCUCGUGAAGGAAGGCAGGUUCUCCAAGAUCGAGGAGAUCUACCUCCACUCCCUCCCCGUCAAGGAGCACCAGAUCGUGGAGACCCUCGUGCCGGGGCUCAAGGACGAGGUGAUGAAGAUCACACCCGUGCAGAAGCAGACGCGCGCCGGGCAGCGCACCCGGUUCAAGGCGUUCGUCGUCGUCGGCGACAACAACGGCCACGUCGGGCUGGGGGUCAAGUGCGCCAAGGAGGUGGCCACCGCCAUCCGCGGCGCCAUCAUCCUGGCCAAGCUGUCCGUGGUGCCCGUCAGGAGGGGUUACUGGGGUAACAAGAUCGGGCAGCCGCACACCGUGCCGUGCAAGGUCACCGGAAAGUGUGGCUCUGUCACCGUGCGCAUGGUGCCCGCCCCGAGGGGUUCGGGUAUUGUCGCCGCCCGCGUGCCCAAGAAGGUGCUGCAGUUCGCCGGCAUUGAGGAUGUCUUCACCUCGUCCCGUGGAUCCACCAAGACCCUUGGCAACUUCGUCAAGGCCACCUUUGACUGCCUGAUGAAGACUUAUGGAUUCCUUACUCCUGACUUCUGGAGGGACACCAAGUUCGUCAAGUCUCCAUUCCAGGAGUACACCGACCUCUUGGCCAAGCCGACUAAGGCUCUUAUGAUUGAUGCACCUGUCGAGAACGUAGAGGCUUAGGAUGGCGGAGUAAAGAGAGUCUUUGCUAGCUCGGACUUGUCUGAUGCACUUUGUUUUACAAUAGUUAAGAACCGGUUGUCAUCCUUGGAUUGUGCUGCGUCUGGAUGUUUCUAUUUCCUGUCAAGUUUUGGAUCAUGGUACUGUGAUACUGCUUUUAUCAAUGAAUGCUGCAUAAUUAUUAUGUUAUCGAUCCA
This is a messenger RNA of Oryza sativa Japonica Group (Japanese rice), 1092 nucleotides long. RefSeq names its product small ribosomal subunit protein uS5x. Gene Ontology annotation, molecular function: structural constituent of ribosome; RNA binding. Gene Ontology annotation, cellular component: ribosome; cytosolic small ribosomal subunit. The record is from RefSeq and is a predicted model, not a curated record. Gene Ontology annotation, biological process: translation. Lineage: Eukaryota; Viridiplantae; Streptophyta; Magnoliopsida; Poales; Poaceae.